This is a messenger RNA of Xenia sp. Carnegie-2017, 1602 nucleotides long. Its product is annotated as L-amino acid oxidase bordonein-L-like. The coding region runs from base 6 to 1415 and encodes 469 amino acids. Gene Ontology annotation, molecular function: oxidoreductase activity. Lineage: Eukaryota; Metazoa; Cnidaria; Anthozoa; Malacalcyonacea; Xeniidae. The record is from RefSeq and is a predicted model, not a curated record. The transcript has 4 exons.
ACACCAUGGCGUCAGAAUAUCUUAAAACUCGUAAAAGAUUUUGGGAAAAUGACAAUUCUUUAAAACGUCCUGAAAAUAAUCAAGUUCCAAUUCAGCUAAGUGAAUUAAUCAAAACGUUUCUGAAAUGUAUUCAAGAGGAAGGUUUGCAAACAGCUUACAAUCGUUACAGAUAUAAUCCACGUGAAACACAACUUCCAAGAUCUGUUAUCAAUGCUACUGAAGAUGAAAAAAUCAGUGACGUCAUUAUUGUUGGUGCAGGAAUGGCAGGUUUAAGUGCAGCGUAUGAAUUGAAAAAAGCUGGUCUUUCUGUGACAGUUUUAGAGCAAACGGACCGUUAUGGGGGAAGAAUUUUUACGUAUGGUAAAGAAAGUGGUCUUGCGUCUGGUUUGUAUGCAGAAGUUGAUGAAUCUCCUCAGAAAAUUAAGAAAAAUUGUAGCAUCGAAUCUUACAGUUUUGAAAAAAAUGAACUGUUCUAUUUUUUUAGUGGGGGCUAUGCGAUUUCCAGUCAGUUUACGUUGGAAAGGUUUCUUAAAAGUAAUAUCGAUGUAAUCAAAGCUAAAGUACCUGUUGAAGAUCAAGCACACUUGGAUUUAGUUAAACUUGGAAAUCUUUUGCCAUGGUCUAAUGAUGCUGUUCGUGGUUAUUCUGUAUUUUGCUAUACGGAGCAGCUUGAUCAGUCACUGGUAUCCUACCUUGAUUUUGAACUGGGAAAAUGGUAUUCUCAUGAAAUGCAUUGCUUGAAAGGAGGUAUGCAUAGUUUGCCGAAAUCGUUUUUCAACGAUGAAGGAUUGAGUACGGAUGACAUAGAAUACAAGAAACAUGUUUUCGAAAUAAAUUACUGGUAUCAAGAUGAGUAUCCUCUGAAAGAUCUCGUUGAGGUGUCGUGUUAUUCAAGUAACGUUGCGUUAAAUGUGUAUAAUGCGAAGGCAGUAAUUGUUUCCACCCCAAUAAAUACUUUGCGUCAAAUAAGUUUCAAACCAAAGCUUCAUAAUGAUGAAUCCCAGUUGGCGAUGAGAAAAUGUGUUCAAGCUAUGGAAGAUGUUUCUAUUGUGAAAUCAACAAAAAUUUAUAUUCCGACCAAGCAGAGAUUCUGGGAAAAUGAAGGAAUCAAAGGUGGUGUUUCUAAGACAAGACUUCCCAUAGGUCAGAUUCAUUAUGUCACUCCGGAAGAUCUCAACACAAAAGAAGGACUUGUUUUGAUCUACACAUGGAAAAAUGAAGCUCUGCUUUUUGGAUCUAUGAAAGAAGAGCAAGUGAAACAAAAGGUGAUGAAACAACUCGCAGAAAUCCAUCCGGCAUUCAAAGAAGACAUGGUGACAACGUGUAUUGUUCAUGCUUGGUAUAACCAGCCAUCUUAUCAAGGAGCGUAUGAAGCAAUGAAAGCUUCUCAACACAAAAAUAUAAGGUGCGCAUGAUAUGGGGAACGCAUAAUUCUUUAAUUGAAGUGACAGGUUAAGAAACGAGAUUAUUUUUUAUAAGAUAAUACUGUAAAAAUGCUCGUCGCAUUUUUUUCAACGUUUUUCUCAAAAUCUCUGUAAAAUUGUUGUUUUUUUAUACACUUAGAAAUAACGUGAAAUACAACUUAUAACAUUUUAUGGACAA